AUGGCCUUUUCACUUCGAUAUGUGGCGGAUCAACUUUUUUCUGAAGUUAGAUUUGCAAAGGAACAACAUGGUCAUCGUAAGUGUUGUUGGAUUACGUCAUUUUAACAAACUUAUACCGUGGUCUCUUUGCUUCUCCGUUUUUAAGUACGCUUACUUAUGAAGUUUUCUGGCUCUUCUCCUUCAGUGACAGAUGAGCUACUAUCUGCGUAAGUAUUAGCCCUUAUUUAUGACUCAAGAAAGUGAAUAGUCAGAGAGGUUUCGGGUGGUAAUAUCCGAGGCAUAGCGAGGCAUGCGAGGCAGCUGGGUUUUGCAUUCAACAUACACCAGUACUAGUAUAGUACUAGUAGUAGUUGAUGGACCGAGUGAAAGAAAAAAAAAACGUGCAGUUUUGUAAAUUUAGUCUAUAAAGUCCCCCUGAUGCCAUAGAGCCCCAUUUAUUUGUGAUGCAUGCUGUAAUUGGGUGAUUCCAGAAAAUAUCCAUACCAUACCACGGGCGGCAUCUUGGAAUUCCGAGGGAGAGGUUUCUUGGACUGGAAUUCCGAAGACGUGGCGGGGGGGUAACGCAGUUUGGAAUUUCAAAGGUAUGGGGGGGUGUUUCAGCUCUGAAUUUAGUGAAUUUCCAGAGGAAAGACGGCGAAAGCUCCGCUUGAAAUCGCUGACCUGUUAACAUUCCCAGUUUGUAAAUGAAGCACGAACUGACCACGGAAGAAGUAUGCAUUCAUGCAGAUGGGUAAGCAGAUGGGUUGUGCAGCAAGCUCCACAUCGAAGAGGCCUUAAAGUUGAUGAAUUAGUCAACUGAUUAAUAAAAAUAUAACCAAGUCGGUGUUUCUCGCCGAUUGUCGAUCAACGAUGUGUUGUUGCGUGCUGAAAACUCGCACCAGUCUCUCAUUUCCAAAUAGAACGCCUGACAGAUUUUGUAUUUCACACCGAUUUUCAUGCCAACAUGUAGGUAGUAAAAUCCGACAGCGUGCCUUUUGAUGCGCUGUUUAAUUCAAAACUGUUUAUGCGCAAGUGUUUUGAUCAUUCAGUUCUAAAUAGUUAUUUUUCCUCGAAAUAACUAUUUAUUCCAGGAGCUGAUAUCCUUAAACGGACGUAUAUUUGCCAAUAGAACUGGAAGAGUCAGGGAGAGGUUUACCUCAAAAAAUUAUAAUAGUUACUUUUCGUUCAUUUUUUUUAUUAUUUCCAUCAUACAUUUUACACGAUUAAAUUAUUUGUACAUGCAUGUUAUGUGUAGCGUGACAAAAAUAUUUGCAUAAACCUAAAAACAGUUGCUGAUCAAAUCUAAAACCGGUAUUUAGGGGGAAAAUGCAGUUCGGUCCUGAUUUUUCCUGCGUUUCUAUGAUUUGCUUGAUCGUCUGACUAAAAAUUGUGAACAGAAUUCUUUUGCAGAGGGAAAAAGUGCAAGUUUCUCGUUCGAUUGAAGAUUUAGGCAGAUGAACAGGAAUUCCAAAGGGUCUGAAACAAAAGUGGAAAAUUCCGGAGGAGAGGGGGGGUUAGCGAUUUUGGAAUUCGGAGGGCAAGGGGAGGAUAAGCAUUUUGGAAUUUCCGAGGGCAAGGGGGGGUUAAAAUACUCAUGCCACCUGUGGUAGGGUAUGGAUAUUUUCUGGAAUCACCCAUUUCGUACUUUUCCACACCAAUAGUUAGCCUGAUAUUGCAGUCAACAUUUUGUGACUCUCAUUUCUCAGAUGCAGUUUUUGUGGUGGAACCAGUUGUUGUUAGCCUGAGAUUGCAGCCAACAUUUUGUGACACCACCACUGGUUUCUCGGCAAAAUGACGUCUGUGGCACAAGUGCAGAAAUUCCAUACUGAUGAAUCAUCACUCCCCACGUCUGAGUGGUGCUUCUGAUUGGCUGAGAAUUUGCUUCAGCCAUUAAAUCAGAAGCAACAGAAGCACUAUCCAGAUCUGGGUAGUGAUACAUCAUCAGUAUGGAAUUUCUGCACUCAUUUCUCAGGCAUCAUUUUGUGGGGAAACCAGUUGUGGAAUCAGGAGAUGUCGCUGUUUUCUUAGGGUAACAAAUAGUUUAUUUGAAUAGAGUCAAAACUUCAAUGCAAGUAAGCUGUGUAAGGAAAUCUUGCCCUCUACUUUAUUCAUUAUUAUUCUAAACCAUUUUUAUUGAAUUCUUUGUUAGGUUGCACUGUGUUUUCCAUCAGCCAUUGCUACAUGCUUUAGACCUGGUAGAUCAGAGGAACAUCACCAGACUAACUACACCUAGUGGAAGAGUACUCCAUCAGGUAGAUACACUGUUGAGUAGCUUUCAUUUGAAAAGAACGAGGAAGCUGCCUAUGGCUAAUAGAGGUGUAACGAUUAAUAAUCCUUGUGAUUCAAUUUUGAUUUAGAUUAUUGCAUUCAAAUUUCAUUUAUUUUGAUUUGAUUAUGUAAAUGUUUCCUAAUUCUUAUAACAUACACUGUAAUAUGUUAUGUAAACAACAUGCAACCUUAAACCCUCAAUUUGAGAGUGGUAACAGGGACAGGAGGAUUCACGGUCACUUGGUUGUUUGCUGCCAUGUUUGAGAACCUGACAAAGAAGGUGUCACAUAGGGUUGCCUCAUUUGGAAAUUCUAAGGGUGGUUGAAGGAUAGCAUUAUUACCAGGCAAUACAAUAAUUAUUUAAAGGGCAUAUGAACUGCAAUUGUUUUUGCUUGUCAAUCAAAAUGCACAUUUUAAAGUGUUCUGGAUUCUGAUUUUACAAUAUAAUAACCCACUAAGGGCACCCUGGAAAAGGUAUACAAAAAAUGAACCAAAAUCGAAACAUGGAAGCAAAGAAUCGUGAAUCAAAGCGCAAUUAAUCAAGAAUUUGAUUACUCAUUACACCACCAAAUCUAAUAGCUAGUGCUACACUAGGAAAGGGGGAUCCUUAUUUAUAGCCAAAAUGUGCAAUGCUGUACCACUAAACUGGGAAUGGUUUGAGAGUUUUGCAUCUUAAAAAGGAUAUCAGGGCCUGGGAGAGGUACCGUAUUAAAUUUUAUUCGAUUAACCGCCCUGGGUGCUUAUUAAAUUUUUGGACCUUCAGAGUGGGCACUUAUUCGAGGCUGGGUGCUUAUUAAAUUUUCGCCAUUUUCAGCAAGUGUACAUGUAGUAUGUUUAUUUUGCAACAAAACAAUAAAUGCUAAUAACAAAACGAGAAGAAGUAACAAAGCAAGGUUUCUGUAAAAUACUCUGAAGAAAACUCCAUCCUCUGGGAAGUCUCUUAUUAGUACUUAUUCACUCAAGUGGGUGGGGUGGUGAGCACUUAUUUGAGUUUGAUUGGGAGAAGGAGGGGGUGGGAUUGGGGGUGGGUGCUUAUUAGCUGUUUCUGCCUUUAGGAUGGGCGCUUAUUUGAGAUUGGGUGCUUAUUCUAAUAAUAAUGCAGUACUUGACCAAAAUUUGGGUGUAGGUGAGCCGCUGAGGGUUUGAAACCCUGACCCUGUAUAAAAAAAAAAUCCUAAAAUACAUACUCUGUUUAGGACGAAAGACAAAAUGCACACGUUCUUGUUUUAAAGCCAUUUUUAGGCAAUUGUAAUAGAGCCAAUUCAUAUUAUAGUCAUUGCUAUUGUAUACUUGGAGCACAAAAAAAUGCAUGUAGCAAAGCAAAUCAAUUAAGGCAAUGCCCUGUUGUCUGUUGACAGACUCACAAGAAAUUAUAUAUUACCCUGUUAUAUUUAGGACACCUCAUAGGAAAAUUAUAUAUAGCGUUUAGGACAGAGAGGUAAAAAACCAUACCCUUUAGCAGCAUAUCCCCUUACAGGUCAUACUUAACAAUUAUUCAUCGAGCCCGAAUGGGAGGAAUAAAUAAUUGUUUUAGUAAAAUCCGACUAGUUGGUCAAAAAGAUCGAAACAAAACAACUUAAGCUACCCAAACGCGAUUCAGACGCCUUUGUUUUGGUUUGCAAAGCGGGAGCUUUUUGCUACUAGUGGGCUAUAACAUACAGCCCAGUAGUAGCUCAACCAAUCAGAACGCAGCAUUGAUAAUGGAGACCACUAGCUGGAUUUUACUAAAAGGGGUUAGUACUCCCCUUGACCCGGGUAUCAAGGUUGUCACUAAGAGCGGAGGGAUUUUCCCCUGGUUAACAUGAGUAUAACCCCAGGUUACUUUGAGAGGAAACAAAAGGAAAAUAGAACACUAUGACCUUCCUAGCUGUUACUUUUCCCACCUAAUAAUUGCAUAUACCCAGCAACUUGACGUCUUAGUGACAUCCCUAGGGUAUUUGACUUCACUACUUUUAUUGUAGCUUGUUAUAUGGGGUAUCUUGUACGGGGUGUAAACCUUUGUGGUGUUUGUAAAAUGGAAAAACAUAUAAGCUCCAAAUUAAAGAAACAAAGAAGAUGGUCACCAUCUUUGAUUUUAUCACUGAGAGAGAUUGGUGGAGUUGAAACCACAACCCUUUGGGGUAGGCAUAAUUUAGAGCAAAAGAAGGAAACAGGGAUGGGUAGGAGGGGAGAGAAAAUGCCUCCUCAUUGUUCAUUUGGGAAAAUCUUUACAUGGUUGCAAAGUGAGUCAAGGGAUAAGACCUAUGUGAUAUUACCUGCCAGUCAUAAAUUGUAAGUUGAUAGACCUUUUUGUUUAUGAUGUAGUGACAGGUGUACAUGUACCUGUUAUCUUAUUGAAACUUAGUUGAGAGUAUUACUCUGAUUAAAAUUUAAAACUUAGAAAGCCUUUUCACCUUGACGUCAUUUGCAGAGUAAAAUUUACUCAUAGUUUUAUUAAUAUUUUUGCCCUGUUUUAAGGUUACUGGAAGUUCCAACCAGGUAUAUAACUGCCUUAUAUCUGGUGAUUUUUGUACAUGUCCAUCGUAUACAUUCACAGGUAUGGGUCCUAUGCAGUGAAUUAUCUCAGAAAUACUUUGUCAAUUUUGUAUUGUCACUGUGCCCAUUAACCAAACUUAUGUUGACUUUAUAUAAUAAAGUUACUCAACAUUCUGGACUAGACAAUUUAUUUAUUGUUAGUAAAAGUUGCAUUUGGAAAUGUGAAUUAUGAAGCGAAAGGAAUGCCAGAGUACUUGGAGAAAAAAUUCUUGAAGCAGGGGCAAGAACCAACUACUAACUGGAAAACCUAUAACAAUAAAAAAGGGCUUGAUCAUCAUUUCUCCGAAGUACAGUCAUGGAACCUCUAUUCAUGGGACACCCUCGGGACCAAGGCAAGUGUCCCCUGAAUGGGGUUGUUCCCUGAAUGGAGGUUGCGGCUGGGGUUUGUUAAUAUUUAACCAAAAAAUAAAAUAUUUUUCUUUUAUUCUGCCUUGGGCUCUGCUGCAGUCAUCACUUUAAGGAGCUAAAUUAUGAUUCAAAAAUCAUCUCUGCAUUGUGUGUUGAAUUCCCACAAAAACAGUACAUCAAUUUACAUGAGAUAGUUCAUGUUUGAAAGGUGUCACCUUUGUGACUAGUGUACACUUAGACUUAGUCAGUCACUUUUCGAGUGCUAAGGUGUCCCUUGGAUGGCUGUUAAACCCAGGUUUUGGUACCCAGAAAAAGUGUCCCUCUCCCCUGAAUAGAAGUGACCCUUCAAAAGAGGUAAUAAAGACAAAGAUUAUGUGAUCAUUAAUUUUUGUGGAAGCAAAUUUUUUUAUCCCCUGAAUGCAGGUGUCCCUAGAAUAGUGGUGUCCCAAAGGAGAGGUUCCACUCUUUUAUGCCAGCGACGUUGCAGUUAUUAUGGGCUUAGCUGCCUUUAUCUUUUUACAUGUAAACUGUUCUUUUUUUUUGCAAGGGAUGGGUAAGCAUUAGCAGGAAAGUCUUGGUCAAAGUUUGCACUGACUCAGUGCAAUGUUGUUUCUUAUAAUUUUAAUUUAUAUUAUGUGCUUUUGUCUUUUUAAACAGUGUUGGUAAAGAUGGAGUCACUUAUGGUAAGCAGUUAGAUAAAAAACUACUAUUGUCCAUCACCUCCUUUUGCAUAUAAGUGUGGAAAUGUGACAAAGGUGGUCUUAUCUUCAUAUGUUUGCAGUUUGCACCAAUAUAUUCAGGGAUAUUUCUCACCCAGAAACAGCACACUUGCUUUUAAGAAUUAUUCUUAAAUGGAGUGUUAUAACCCAAGAACUCCUUAUCAACAUCUAAAAAUUCUUGCAAUGAAUACUCUGUUAAGCAAACAUAAUUCAGUUGAAAUGCUUCUAGCUUACAAGCGGUCUUUUGCUUUGCAUGAAGUUAAACCACCAGCUAUAGUAAUAAUUAGCCUUUUUUCCUCCUUGAUGUUAUUUUGAUGAAAUGAUCAUUCAAUUCAUACAAUUUUGUUGAGUGCCCCCUGCUAGAGUUUUACUUAACAUUCCUUGGUGAAUCUCCCCUGAAUUAUACCAAAUAAAUGCCAAAGUAUCAAAUUUUUAAUACCUCUGUGUUGUGAAAUUUUUUUUGGCACAUCUUAAGUGUCUUUAUUUUUUUUUUCCAAAAUCCACAGUGUAAGCAUCUCCUUGCUGUUCACCUUGCGGAAGCUCUUAGAGAAAGCAAAAAACAAGAUAUCAGUGAUGAAGACUUUGUGGCUUACAUGUGUUAUGACAGCAGUGCAGAUGAUAAAAACACCAAAGAACUGCAUGUAUAGUGCUGUUAUAGGGCCUUCUGGGAGGUGGGAGGGGUUACUCCCUUAUAUACAAGUCAUGUGGGUAUGUGCCACCCUAAACACCCAAAGGGUAUGGUUAUUGCACCAUUUCAGUCUUGAAAUGGGUGUAGACUUUGCCUAUUUUUGACUGGAAUUGGGUAUGGUUCAGUUCAAGGGAACUACUGAAGUGUAUGAGCAUAUUUGUCACACGAAUUCAAAAUGGAUAUUAGAAAGCUUUUUGUCAGCGUUUUAAUUCAAGUAUUAAUGUUGACACAAUUUCUGAUUAUGUAAACAUAUAUUUUGCAUUUUGUAACCUCUUUUAGGUCUGAAAACGGGUAUGGAAAAUGACACUUUUGGUUUUAAAUAUAGGGUCAGGAUUUGAAGCAGCCAGGCGGUACACCCCCACCAAAGAGUACUCCCUGGGCUGUUGUGUAGGAGCUGCUCCUAAGGUCACUCCUGAUUGGUCGCAGGAAACAAUGACAUGUCAUUCUUUUAAUUGUUUCCGUGUUGUCUAGGGUCAGGGUUAGUCACUCUUACAAGUAGCUGCUACGUGACCCUCCCGGGCUAGUGCCUAAAUAAAAAUGUUCUUUAUUUCCCUCUGUACUUAACUUGUUGAGAUUUGUCUAACCCACUGAAGCAAACAGAACUUCAGUUCAAGAUAUUAUCUUGUCCAUAAUUUCUGCUUUCAAGUAGAGAGCAUGUUAGCGAGACUUUUCCAGGUGUUUGGAUAGUGGAGAUCUUACUCAGACUGUGGUGCGAAUUCAGUGAGUGGGAAGAACCCCUUGCUGUGUUUCUCUUUGUGCUCUCCGAAUCACCACAUUCUAAACACCCCGAACAGACGAAGAACAGAACCAAAGGAGCUAUGUUGCAAAAUUUAACAAAAUUCAAACAGUGGGAACUGCCAACAAACUGAGUGAAACUUACAAAUCAACUGCACAAAAAUGAAAAGAAGGUAAAAUACCCAUAUAAUGCAGCAAAGGAGGUAUGGAUGGACAAACUUGAAGGAGAUUGGAAUGGAUUGAAAUUGUGGUUUUUGAAAACUUUUUAACCUAACAGUUUUUCAAACUUCGUUUUUGUUGUUUGUAAAGUUUCGUACACUGAUUUGGAGACAUUUGUUUGACAUGAAACAGUAUUCUUUUGAUAUCAUACACAAGUAAUUUUGCAAGUUCCAUAGCAGAUAAGGACGCGUCAUUGGGAUUUAAUUUGCCUAGUCCCUGUAAGGCGUCUUCCCAGGCCUUCUCGUUGCAUUUCAGUGACGUAUCCGAGACCUCGGACCAUGUGAUUCGAAACACAUCGGCCGCACACAAUAAUGAGGCCUAGGGACUAGGCAAAUUGGGAUUAUUGACAAAAUGAACCAGACAACCGUGACACAGCCCCUUUGAAGUGUCAGUGUACGAGCUCUCUUCUUAACCCUUUGCUUCAGUGCUUUUAAUUUAUCCUUAUGGAGCGUGGUCGUGACACAAUUCAUUCCUAUCUGGAUCAAUAUAUAGAGGAUAUUACCUGGCUGUACGGAGAUACAAAAUUUAUCUUUGAGUGUUGAAAAAUAUUUAGUGAGCGCAGCGAAUGAGUGAAAUAUUUUUUCAACAUGAGAAGACAAAUUUCAUAUCUCCAAGAGGCCAUGUAUAGGCACAAUUUAUUUUUGCCAUAGCAAUGGUGAUAUUUCAUGUGUGAAGAUAACAUGUUAUUUUCACAUGUGAAGACAUCAUGUUUUUGCGCAAAAGCUGGUCACCUGGUAUUUCAUUGGUGUUAAUAUAAUAUAAACUAUUAUCAUCC
Porites lobata is the source of this 8266-nucleotide messenger RNA. The record is from the annotation of a GenBank genome assembly. Lineage: Eukaryota; Metazoa; Cnidaria; Anthozoa; Scleractinia; Poritidae.